AGUCGGCUCAGUCGGUCGGCGGCGGCGGUGUCGCGUGCACGCAAGUCCUCCCAUCGCUGUUUUUCUGGGCGCGAGCGGCCGGUCGGCGCAGAGCUGACCGGAGGCGACCGGCGAGGCGGCCUAACGGUAGUCGAUGCGUAGAGUGCGCCGGGAGGCACACGGCCGGGCCGGGCAGUGACCGCUGCGUGCCGGCACCGACCGUCCGCUGGCCUCCGCGGCCCGUGCAGGAGUGAAAAGUAGCACAGCGCUCACCUGACCAGUGACCGGCGUCAAAAUACCCAGGAGUGACCGACAUAGUCACUGUCGUGAAAAACCCACACAUGCAAGUCAGCUAGGAAUCAUGCUAAAGAGGCUGCGCGUCUCCAACAGACUCGGUGCUGCGCUGGUGUCGGUGGCCGUGUUCUGCCUGGUGGCGGUGACCCGACCCCGGACGGUGCCGCUGGCCGCCCCCGCCGACACAGACGGCCGGAUCGGCGGCCGGCCCAUCGCCGAGCUGUGGGUGCCCAGCCGGCCGGCGCACGCCUGGUUCACCAGCGCCCAGUGCCGGCCGCUGCUCACCCGCUUCACGUGCGACCAGUGUCUGCCGCUCGUCUACCUGGCGUCGUUCCCCAGGUCAGGGAACACCUGGCUCCGCUACCUGCUGGAGGCCUCUACGGGACUUGUCACUACAGCUGGACUGCCUGACUUUUGGACGUACCGAAAUCAAACCCCAGGCAAAAUUGUCUUGGACCUUGAGCAGCUCUGGGAUGCGACACGGGCAGACAGAGAGCUGAUUUCUUACGGAUACCUUGGGGAGAAGAUUCCGUGGUCUCAAGGUAUCGGUAUCGUUUCCAAGACACACUAUUAUCCUGAGCCAUGGAAUGUAACGGAGGCUGAAGAUGCUCCGCACGGGCUGUCGCCUUUUCCUAGCGACCGCCCACGACGAGCCGUACUGCUCAUACGCGAUCCAUUCAAAUCGAUAAUUUCUCUUCGGAAAUAUGGCGAAACACGAUCAGUUCGUAACGAAAAAGAUAUGACGUAUCUGUAUCGUGGAGAAGAUUGGUUGAAUUAUGCUAUGCACUUACCGCACGUGUGGUUUAAUAUGAAUGCAGAGUGGCUGCAGGCAACCAACGAGACACAUGUGGUGCUGUAUGAGCGUCUGCGGCAGGACCCGAUGGGGGAGCUGCGCGCGCUGCUGCGCUUCCUGCAGGUGGAGCCCGACCGGCGGCGGCUGGAGUGUCUGCGCGGCGAGCUGGAGGGGAUCGCGCACAACCACCGGCACGGCGUGGUGCCCGACGGCGAGACGUACCCGCUGCGGGUGCGGGCCGAGCUCUGGAGCUACAUCCACCAGCUGCACUGGCUCCUCAGAGACAGAGGUUACCCGGGACUGCCCCUGCAACACUACUCGUUUGCAGACGAGUUCGGUGAUAUUAAUAUACGGAUGCGUUGAACAUGACAAUGGUUUCAAAAUGUGUUAAUUGUGCACAACACUGGUUUUUCUGCCGAUCGUUUUCAUGUCUCGCAGCCUCUUCAUUGUUUCAGGUUAUUUUUAACGUUUUUAAACGUGCGACGUACAACGUGCAACGUCACUUACUCACUUGUAUAUCACCAUUCGUAUAGCUUCCUGACAUGUGCAUGGAUCCAAGUGUGGAUCUGUGACCUCAGUGGAUCUCGAAGCUACCAGUAACUCCAUGUUAGGAUCUGUGAUCCCACUGGAUAUAGGGUCUAGAUCUAAGAUUUCAUAUGAUAUGACGAUAAAUCAAGGACAUAGAUCUAUGAUCCGUGUGGAUCCCAUCAUGUACAACCUUUGAAACUAUGUUUUCCAAUCCUACACAAAGCUACCAAAGUCAAGCAUAACUUUUUGUGAGUUGCAACAAGCGGAUGUCUAGGAUUUCUGUGUUGACAAAAAGAAGUGAUGAUAUGUGAUGUCACUCAAAGUCUCAUAGACCUCUGUAUACCGAGGUCUAUGUCAGAUACAGAGGUUUAUGUCGCACUGCUUCUUAAGUAAAAAAUAGACUAUGAUAUGUAUAUGAUCCCAAUGAUUCUCUAAAUAAACUAAAGAGUGGGAUCUAGUUAUAAUCCCAUCAGAUUCGAGAUCAGGAUCCAUGGGAUGAGGUCCCAGAUCCAUUUUCUAGGAUCCAUGCAUAUGUCCGAUAGCUUCAUCGCAGGGUGGGACUCGUUUGGCACGGGUAAGGUCACCCGCCUAGCCUGGUUAAAACUGCAUACUCUGCUAUGACAUAACCUUUGGCCCAAAGGGUAGUGUGUCGGAGGCAGGGAAUACGUAUUUCUGUGGCGAGCUCUCGAGCUUUCUUUCUCGAGCGAGCUUUCUGCAGGCCAACGUCCAGGCUGGACGCUGGCCUGGCGUGCCGGGCAGCUGAAUCAUGGCGGCAAAAACUACUGUAAUAUUCACUGCGCUGUGCGCUCCAGCGUAAAUAUUUAAUGCUGAUUCGUGCAGCUGCUGGAUGUCGGCGUGUGAAAGCCACAACGAAUGUUUUGUUGUGAAGUGACUAGUGUGCGACUCAGGAAGCAAGUUUAUGGGCAGGUCACGAUUAUAACGGCGCUAGCUUGUUCCGACUGCCGACUUCCGGACUCGGGUGGUUUGUGAGGGAACAUUUGUUUUUAGAAUGGUAAUUUUGUUAAUGACUGCUUUGUUAUCCGUUUGUUAUUUCUUUGUGAGCUGAGUGUAGGCAUAUCAGUCAACUAAGAAUUGUGAAAAGGGCAUUGUGAAGACCAUUUUCAGUUUUUUUUUUCUGAAAUGGAAGUUACAUACCUAUACUGUUUAGUGUAAGCAUUAGGUACUUACCCUACUGUCUAACCAAACGCAUUAACAGUCAAAUACAUCUCAACGCGCAGACCGGAAGAGGAA
Messenger RNA from Amphibalanus amphitrite, 2845 nucleotides. Its product is annotated as WSC domain-containing protein 1-like. The record is from RefSeq and is a predicted model, not a curated record. Lineage: Eukaryota; Metazoa; Arthropoda; Thecostraca; Balanomorpha; Balanidae. Gene Ontology annotation, molecular function: sulfotransferase activity. The coding region runs from base 341 to 1429 and encodes 362 amino acids. The transcript is spliced from 2 exons.